Anastrepha ludens (Mexican fruit fly) is the source of this 2166-nucleotide messenger RNA. Its product is annotated as zinc finger and SCAN domain-containing protein 12-like. NCBI's taxonomy places the organism in Eukaryota, Metazoa, Arthropoda, Insecta, Diptera, Tephritidae. The coding region runs from base 151 to 1368 and encodes 405 amino acids. The record is from RefSeq and is a predicted model, not a curated record. The transcript has 3 exons. Gene Ontology annotation, cellular component: nucleus.
UCGUAUACAAUGGAGACAAUAUUUAGAAAUAAUCGGAAUGCUUCAAUGAAUUAUCGUUAACUUAAAAAUCGAGAAAUAUUGUACACACCCUUUUGUUUUGGAAAAGGUUGAAAUUAGAUGUGUAUUUACUGCUGACGUGCACCGUAAACAAUGGAGCUUAAACCGGUGGACACUAAACCGGCGGUUGAAACCAUUUUUGUUCCUGGAUGUCCAAACAUUAAGACGCAGGUGUCUGAUCGAAAAACAGUGAAACAACAAAUUUUUGUUGCAAAUUUACCAGUAAUAACAGAGCCGGACAUUGCACCCAAAACUGAACGCUCAUCAGAUAAUGAUUGCGAACAACAGAAUACUGAGUUAUUAAGUCAGGAUAAUAGCACUAGUAGCUGUGAAGAUUUUGAAGAAGAGCUAAAUAAAAAUCCAAUUCGUAUCACAAACAAAGCAAAUGAAAACCCCAAAAAGCGUAAAAGAGCAUCCGAAAAAGUCUUAAUAGAUCCCAAGUUCGUUUGCAAAAUCUGUUCAAUGGGAUUUCAGCGUGCUAGCAACUAUACAAUUCAUAUGAAAAAAAAGCAUAAAAUUGUUGGAGUAGCAACUCCUUACAGUUGUCCCAAUUGUCCUCGAAAGUACGAAUUUGAGUACGAAUUGAAACGUCACAUGCAAAAGUAUCGGCCGCUUGAAGAAAGACUAAUUUUUCCUUGCUCACACUGUGAUAGAAAAUUCCAAACAAGAGUUCAUGUGGCUCGGCAUAUCAAAUUUGUUCACGAAAACAUACGUCCGUUCAUUUGUGAAGAAUGUGGCGAAGCUGUACAUACAAGAACAACCCUACGGGAACAUAUGCUCACACACACGGACUACUCGCCAUUUGAAUGUAAAGAAUGUGGAAAGUGUUUUAAACAAAAACAACGACUGAAAAGACACAUGGAUAUUCAUGGAGAAAAACAUAUUUGUACAAAAUGUGGCAAGCAAUUGAGUUCUAAGUGCACACUUAAUAAACAUUUACUGGUUCAUUCAGAAGGAAAGCCGCACAAGUGUAAAUAUUGUGGACGUGCUUUCAAGCUGACCAAAACUCUGAAAGUACACUUAAAUACUCAUACGGGUGAUAAGGUGUAUGCAUGUGAUUUUUGCGAUAAAACAUUUUCUGCUCCUUCGAGUCGACGUCAACACAAAAAGAAAAAACAUCCAGAGAAAUUGCUUGAGCUGGAAGCGUUGGCAGCAGAAAACGUUGAAAUAAAAGAUGCACCCAGUUUAGACACAUUACAGGCACUAUGUGUUCCCAAAAUGACGGUAAAUUCUCCUGUCAACAAACUACCAGAAUCGCUAAAUGAUUGUUUUUAUAUAGAAAAUGUUAAAAUGCUAAUUGAUGUUGAUUGAUUUGUCGUCAAAUAUUAAUCAACCAGCAACAUGUUACACUACAUAUAAUACAAGCCCAACAACGUUGUAAUGCAAGCAGAAUACCAGAAUAUAUAUUAAGGAAUAUCAUUGGCCAAGUUCUCGAGUUAAAGAAUUUCGAAUUUAUUUUGAAUUUCUAAUUACGCGUUAUCGUUUACAGUACUUAUGUGCAAACGGAAGUGGAAUUGAUAAUAUCUGUAAAAUAUUGAGCUAAUUUCGUAAAAAUAAAUUAAACAGUGAGAAAACGUGAAGCUAUUUGUUCAAACACAAUUGUAGAACAUUUCACAGCAUCCUAGUAAUUUUCCAGCGGUUGAACAAAAUAUGAAAGAACUAGAAUAACUAAGAGACAUUUUUUAAUAACCUUAUGGUAAUUGCUCGUAUAAUAAAAAUAAUCACCAAACGCUAUUAGAGUAACAGUCAAGGGGCAUUCAAUAAAGGUGGUGGCACUAGACCAACAACACUGUUCUGUACGUUUAAUUGUCAAAGCAAAGAAUUGAGAAACCAAAAAAGCAAAUAAUGAAUUCGCCUUGUUUCAUUCUGAGCUGACAGCCACAUGGACACGGCGAAAUAAAAAAAAACAACUCAGCUGAUUUAACAACAUCACCUUUAAUAGGUUCGCCUUGGUAACAGUCUAUCGGAAAAUAAUUUCGAGGCGAAUGGGCGAGCUGAACAUGACUGCCUUAAUAACAAGCAGCCUUCAGUUAUGUCAAUAGCAGAAAACAAUUGCGAUAUUGACUGUUUCUUUCGGUUAUAGAAAUUUGAUUUCACUUCCCUUUCGUU